UGUGUGUGCCGAGUGUGAGUGUAUAUGUGUGUGUGUCUGGGGGUACUGAGGGGUACGUGGGGGCGAAGCAGAACCAGCCAUGGCAGCAGCGGAGGAAGAGGACGGGGGCCCUGAAGGGCCAAAUCGCGAGUGGGGCGGGGCGGGCACGACCUUCAAAUGUAAUAUAUGUCUGGAGACCGCUCGCGAAGCUGUGGUCAGCGUGUGCGGCCACCUGUAUUGUUGGCCCUGUCUUCAUCAGUGGCUGGAGACACGGCCAGACAGGCAAGAGUGCCCCGUGUGUAAGGCUGGCAUCAGCAGGGAGAACGUUGUCCCUCUUUAUGGGCGAGGGAGCCAGAAGCCCCAGGAUCCCAUAUUGAAAACUCCACUCUGCCCCCAGGGCCAGCGACCAGCUACAGAGACCAGAGGGGGCUUCCAGCCAUUCGGUGACACCGGGGGCUUUCACUUCUCAUUUGGUGUUGGUGCUUUUCCCUUUGGCUUUUUCACCACCGUGUUCAAUGCCCACGAGCCUUUCCGAAGGGGUGCAGGUGUGGAUCUGGCACAGGGUCACCCAGCCUCCAACUGGCAAGAUUCCCUCUUCCUGUUCCUUGCCAUCUUCUUCUUUUUCUGGCUGCUCAGUAUUUGAGCUGCGUCUCUACCCUGCCCACCUCUAGCUAGAGGAGAAUCAGUAUUGGGGUCCCUGCUGGCCAUUCCUUGCUUUUGGACCACCCUCACUUCCAUGACCUGUCUCUGUCGGCGCUGAGGAGGAGUGGCCCGCCCGCUGCGGAUGGGAGUAUCUGCUGCUCUGUGCUGCUGGCUCAGUAGCAGUCAUCCCCACCUGGAGGAGGACGGACUAAAGACAGCCACCCAAUUCCCCUUUGUUCCAAUCCUUUGCUUCCCCCAGAUUUCUUGAUUUGAUGUUCAAAGGUGGGC
Messenger RNA from Chionomys nivalis (European snow vole), 909 nucleotides. RefSeq names its product E3 ubiquitin-protein ligase RNF5-like. Gene Ontology annotation, molecular function: ubiquitin protein ligase activity; ubiquitin-like protein conjugating enzyme binding. Gene Ontology annotation, cellular component: endoplasmic reticulum. The record is from RefSeq and is a predicted model, not a curated record. Gene Ontology annotation, biological process: ubiquitin-dependent protein catabolic process. Lineage: Eukaryota; Metazoa; Chordata; Mammalia; Rodentia; Cricetidae. The transcript has a single exon. Bases 80 to 622 code for a protein of 180 amino acids.